Messenger RNA from Suillus subalutaceus, 766 nucleotides. RefSeq lists its product as uncharacterized. Bases 119 to 514 code for a protein of 131 amino acids. NCBI's taxonomy places the organism in Eukaryota, Fungi, Basidiomycota, Agaricomycetes, Boletales, Suillaceae. The transcript has 3 exons. The record is from RefSeq and is a predicted model, not a curated record.
UGUACCGUCUCAAUGGUCGUUAGCGCAAGUGUCUGUCAUACUCUCGCUCGCCGAUCUUUUGUGACAUCUCUUUUAACUGGUUGCCCUGUCUUGUUCUUUGGCAGAUCGGCAGAUUUUUAUGGACAAAAAAGGUGUUUAUGCUUGGUACUUUUGCCAGAUUGCCUUUUCCUCGGUUGUGGCUUUGCACAAGAUGGUCUUACUCUCGCCGUCUUGCGUGCCUUCCAAGGUGUUGGAGGCGCAGCCACAAUACCAUCUGCAGAAAUAUUUAUGCAAAAGUACUCACUUACUUUCUCAGCUCGGUAUCCUAGCGCAUGUGUUCUCUCCGUCAAGAGCACGUCCAAUGCCAUUCGCUACUUUUGCAACAGGUGCUCCUGUCGGCGGUGCAUAUGACAUGAUCAUUAGCGGUGUCCUAACUCAACUUUCCUCGUGCGUCAUGAUUACUGAUACAUGCUGUAUCUCCCAUGCUGUCACACAGAUCGCAUUGGCGCUCUGUAUUUUAUUUGGCUACCUUUAAUUGGAGUUUCCGCUCUGAUUUCAUUCAAUGUUGACAUUCCCUCACUGGAACUUGUCAAACGUGUCGACUUGAUGGGCGCUUCGCUUGUCACAGUCGGGUUGGUCUUGAUUGUGUUUGUACUUGGUCAAGGAGAAAUCGCUUCGGAUGGCUGGAAACCCCCUUGUAAGAAUGUCACCAAAGCAUACUGAUCAGACCAUCGACAGAUAUUAUCGCCCUCCUUAUCGUCGGGGUUAUCAUGCUUGCGCUAUUCCU